AUGGAAAAAUAUUCCAAGAUUAAGAAAAUAGGUGAAGGGUCAUUUGGGAAAGCAAUACUUGUGAAACAUAAAGAAUCUGGGGAACAGUUUGUCGUUAAGGAAAUUGGAAUCUCAAAGAUGCAGCCCAAAGAAAGGAAUGAAGCAAGAAAAGAAGUUCUGGUUCUUUCCAAAAUGAGGCAUCCCAAUAUUGUUCAAUACACUGAAUCAUUUGAAGAAAAUGGCCACCUUUACAUAAUCAUGGAAUACUGUGAGGGUGGUGACUUAUACGCACUCAUCAACAAGCAGAGAGGAAUUCCCUUCCCCGAGCGUCAAGUGCUCAGUUGGUUUGUGCAGUUAUGUCUGGCAUUGAAACACGUUCAUGAUCGGAAAAUUCUCCACCGAGACAUUAAAACUUCUAAUAUAUUUCUGACAAAAUCUGGUGCUAUAAAACUUGGUGACUUUGGUAUUGCAAGGGUGCUUAAUAAUACAAUGGAACUUGCCAGGACAUGCAUAGGCACGCCUUAUUAUUUAAGUCCGGAAAUCUGUGAAAACAAGCCAUACAACAACAAGAGUGAUGUGUGGGCUCUUGGGUGUGUGGUUUAUGAAACUCUCACACUAAAACAUGCAUUUGAAGCUGGAAACAUGAAAAACCUUGUGCUGAAAAUUAUUAGAGGAUCAUAUCCUCCUGUUCCUUCCCGAUACUCCUAUGACCUCCGGACUCUCGUCUCCCAACUCUUUCGAAGGAAUCCUCGUGAGCGACCCUCUAUCAACUCAAUUCUCCGAAAACCUCUCAUUGCUCCUCUCACGGCCGAGCAUCUCUCAGCGGAGCAACACGAGGAAGAAUUUAGCCACACAGUGUUGCACAAGGGCAGGAAGCCGUCGUCAAGGCCAUCUUCUGCCAAUCCAUCUAGAUACCAACCGUUAGCUGAAAAACGACCUCGUAACCUGGAAUUGCAAGGUGCACAAAUCGCCCCCAAAAAUCGCCGAGCUCAGCAAAUGGCUGCCGCAUAUGGUCCAUCCGUUGCUAGAAAAGCUAAACCACGUCGAGUUGUAAAUGCACAAAAUGCAGUGGAUAAUGUAUUGGAAAGGAAACGACAACAGUUAAUGGAAGAAGAGAAAAAACGGGUUGAAAAAAUUGCUGAAGAAAAGAAAAAACGUUUGGAGGAAAUGCAAAAGAGGCAGAAGGAGAGAGCAAUGAAGAUGAGGGAAGAUCAAAUGAAGAGAGCACGAGAUGAAGCAAGAGCAGCUCAUCUGAAACGAUCCGCUGAUCUUCUGGAUGACAAACAUGAAAAAGCUCCACAGAAAGCAUCAGACAGAGAUCGUCCAAUAUCUGCCCCUAAGGAGCGAGGAGAUUAUGAAAAAUAUCACGAUUUCCUGAACAGCUUGAACAUGGGGACAACUGCUGCAAAUGCUUUUCCUCAGCCAGGCCUUGAUAAAGUGAGAGCAGCAUGGGAGGAAAGGAAGAAUGCACAAGACGCUGCAAGAUUUGCUCAUGUUAACAGCAGGGGCAAGUCUGUCCAUAAGAAUAAUGAAUAA
Molecule: messenger RNA, 1515 nt
Organism: Ciona intestinalis (vase tunicate)
Lineage: Eukaryota; Metazoa; Chordata; Ascidiacea; Phlebobranchia; Cionidae
Source: RefSeq, a predicted model, not a curated record